CAAAAAAAAAAAACCACAAAUACAGUGGUUGAUAUUUCAAAUUUGACGCAAUCGUGGGAUGUUCAAAUUAAUUUAGAUAUCAACACAAAUUAUUUAGUUAUAGAUUAUGAAAAGGAUAAUGAUAUGGCUCAAUUAAUGUCACCAGAACAAAGUACAAAGAGUGAUUCAGAAGAUGAUUUUUUACAGUUCAAGGACAAUGAAAUAUUUAAUUAUUAUCCUAAAAAUAAUGCACAAAUGUCAGUGGAUAACUAUUUAUCAAAUACAUCUUUUAAAACAUCUAAUGAUUUGCCUUUGUCAAUAAAAAAAGCUUACAUUAGAUUUAAUACAACAAUUUCACCAUCAGCUCCUGUAGAAUGGCUAUUUAAUGAAGGAGGGCAGUUAAGGGAAAAAUGGCUGAUAAGAAUCUUAUGAUGACCUGUUACUUAAAUAUAAAAAAUAUUUUAACAAUAAAAAAUAAAUAUAUUAAUUUAAAAUAAAUA
Molecule: messenger RNA, 479 nt
Organism: Daktulosphaira vitifoliae (grape phylloxera)
Lineage: Eukaryota; Metazoa; Arthropoda; Insecta; Hemiptera; Phylloxeridae
Exons: 2
Source: RefSeq, a predicted model, not a curated record